Perca fluviatilis (European perch) is the source of this 926-nucleotide messenger RNA. Its product is annotated as transmembrane immune signaling adaptor TYROBP. The record is from RefSeq and is a predicted model, not a curated record. Gene Ontology annotation, molecular function: signaling receptor binding. Bases 366 to 791 code for a protein of 141 amino acids. Lineage: Eukaryota; Metazoa; Chordata; Actinopteri; Perciformes; Percidae. The transcript has 5 exons. Gene Ontology annotation, cellular component: cell surface. Gene Ontology annotation, biological process: positive regulation of microglial cell mediated cytotoxicity; microglial cell activation involved in immune response; neutrophil activation involved in immune response.
AUUUCAGCAGAAACAGAAAUGAACCUGACCUUAUACGGCUCCUUAUCUUGGCAUUCACUUGGACGCGUUAAUUUACAGAAUGAAUUGUACUCUUACAAAGCCAAAAAGAAGGCCUGAAUCCUCAUGACCAAAUGUGACAGACCAGAAGAAUUUCUGUUUAUAUGAGACCUGUAACCCUCACAUGAAUGUGACAUUACAGAGAAGAAACAGACACACCAGCUUCCUCUUCUCUCAGUGGACUUCCUCCUCGUCCUCCUCCUCACAGUCACAUACUGACAACCCUCACACCACUGCCAGUAUCGUCUGUGGACAGCUCUUCAUCUGUGAAGUGUGAACCCUCCUACAUCGCUUUCAACAUCUUGUUUAUGGGUGCGACGACAAAGCCAUUUGAAAGAGAACAGAAGGACCAGUGGCCCUCAACCUCUCUCUUAUUUCCUCCUUUGCCAAAAACCAACACAAAGAAGAUGUCUGACGCUCUUUGUAUUGUGGGUUCAUUGUUUGGGUCGGCAGAAGGACCGCAAGACUGUGGUUUUUGCUACCUGAUAAAUAUGGCGUCUGUCAUGGGCAUUAUUGCCUCUGAUAUCCUCCUGACCAUCUUCAUCACUAUUUCUGUGUUCUGCUUUGCAAGUCACCACAAGAGAAGGAGGGAAUGGGAUUCUCGUGAUGGUAAAAGAAAUCUGCCAUCUUCAGUAUCAAAGAAAAUGGCAACAGAGGUCACAGAAUCUCCCUAUCAGGAGUUACAUGGAGUCCAAUCAGAUGUGUACAGUGAGCUUCGGCACUUUAGGAAGUGAAAGAAUGGAACUUCAAAAAAAUCCAACAAGUCUGAAAGCUAUAACUGGUCAACACCACACACUCUUCUACACACUUCUUGUUUUGCCACUUAUACUGCUGAAGCAUUAUAGGUAAUAAAAUACGUUAUAAACAUA